CGUAGGGGCGGGGGCCGCGCCUCUUUCUGCAGCUAUUCAGGCGUGGUUUUAGAAUAUGUGAGGGGCUGUGGGGUGUCCCGCGUGCCCAAGGCGCGCGGUUUGUUUUUGGCGUUUGCUGCUGAAUGUGUUGUCUCCGUUCCGCCCUUUAGGGAAGCGGGAAGCAGGAGAGGUUCCGUGGGGACCGAGCUGGCACCCUUGAAGGGGAAGGGGUCUCGAGCGCCUAAGGGCUUGCUGCGGCCCGGAAGAGGGGAGAAGAGAGGGUCCCCGCAGGCUGCGUCCGAACGCGCUCUGCAUCAGGGCUGGUCACGAGGAGGGCCUGGGCAGCCGCGCGAUGUUCGGGGCCCGGUGUCUCCUCCGAGCCCUGCGCUCCUGUUCCUCCGUUCCCUGCCCAAGGCACAAACCUUCAACAAAACUGAGCGUGCGGGACGCUCUCGGUGCCCAGAACGCGAAUGGGGAGCGCGUUAAGGUCCAGGGGUGGAUUCGUUCAGUCCGAUCCCAGAAGGAAGUCUUAUUCCUACAUGUAAACGAUGGUUCAUCCUUGGAAAGCCUGCAGGUUGUAGCAGAUUCGAGCUUUGACAGUAGAGAAGUGGCUUUUGGGAGUUCUGUGGAAGUUCAAGGGCAGCUAGUAAAAAGUCCAUCCAAAAGACAAAAUGUGGAACUGAAGGCAGAAAAAAUUGAAGUUGUUGGAAAUUGUGAUGUCAAGGCUUUCCCUUUAAAAUAUAAAGAGCGGCAUCCUCUGGAGUAUCUGAGACAGUAUCCUCACCUUCGGUGCAGGACUAAUGUUUUGGGUUCUAUCCUGAGAGUUCGCAGUGAAGCCACAGCUGCUGUCCAUUCUUUUUUUAAGGACAGUGGCUUUGUGCAUAUUCACACUCCAGUAAUCACAUCCAACGACUGUGAAGGGGCCGGAGAACUUUUUCAAGUUGAACCUUCAAGCAAAAUAAAGGUACCUGACGAGAACUUCUUCAGUGUUCCCGCUUUCUUAACUGUCUCGGGACAGCUGCAUCUCGAAGUGAUGUCAGGAGCUUUUACUCAAGUGUUUACCUUUGGUCCAACAUUCCGAGCAGAGAAUUCUCAGACCCGGAGACACCUGGCCGAGUUUUAUAUGGUAGAAGCAGAGAUUUCUUUUCUUGAGAGCCUUCAAGAUCUCAUGCAGGUUAUGGAGGGCCUCUUCAAGACUGCGACAAGGGCCGUUCUCGCAAAUUGUCAGGAAGACGUUGAACUCUGUCACAAGUUCAUAGCUCCUGGCCAAAAGGACAGAUUAGAACAUAUGCUAAAACACAACUUUCUAGUCAUUUCUUAUACUGAGGCAGUGGAGAUCUUAAAGCAAGCAUCCCAGAACUUCACCUUCACCCCAGAGUGGGGUGCUGAUCUACACACGGAGCAUGAAAAGUACCUGGUGAAGCAUUGUGGUGACAUCCCGGUCUUUGUCAUUAAUUAUCCCUUAUCUCUCAAGCCGUUCUACAUGAGGGAUAACGAAGACGGCCCUCGGCACACAGUUGCUGCUGUUGAUCUUCUGGUUCCUGGAGUUGGAGAACUUUUUGGAGGAAGCCUCAGAGAGGAACGGUAUCAUUUCUUAGAGCAGCGGUUGGCCAGGCUGGGACUCCAAGAAGCCUACCAGUGGUAUCUGGACCUCCGUCGAUUUGGAUCUGUACCGCAUGGAGGUUUUGGGAUGGGAUUUGAACGCUAUCUGCAGUGCAUCUUGGGAAUUGACAAUAUCAAAGAUGUAAUCCCUUUUCCAAGAUUUACUCAUUCGUGUCUUUUAUAGCUGGAAGAUUGGUUAAGGAAAACCACACCAGCGGAGGUACUGCACAUGAACACACACGGGAGAAUGCAUGUUUGAACUGCAGAAAUGCAGGAGUUUUCAAUAUGUAAUUGUCAUGCUGUGAGAUAGAUGAAAAAUACACAUGAUCAGGAUUUUAUUAGAAAGUUGAAGGCAUUUCAUGAAAAGAUGAACUCGCUCAAGAAGAGGGACUUAUAGCAGAUGGAAUCUCAGAUCUGCUGUAUCAAUUAAGAAGAAAUGAACAAAUUGAAUUAGAUGAUAUUAAAGGUCCUUUCAAACUCGAAGACAGAAUGAAAGAGUGUGUUUUACUUCGUCUUUAAUCAGUAGGCCACUGCCCUGUGUGAACUUGGAGAAGCAGCUAGUAGCUAAAAAUAAAAUGUUGGAUCUUUUCUCACUUGCCAUUUAACCUAUCGUAAAUUCCCAUGUUAUUUUCAGUGCUUUACUAAACAUCACAGAAGAAAAUAUUCCUUUUGGGAGUCUUCAUUGAGUUAAUAAAGCUGCUUUGUGAAUUGAAAUCUUUUUUAUCAGACUGCCUGAAAAAAUUACACUUAAUAACUGUUGGUCCUUAAUUAUAAAAACUGAGAUGUAUUAAUUAUUUAAGCGAAUCACUGGUAUGUUACGGUUAGUUUGUGUUAGAUGUUUAUAAUGUUUCUGAUAAGCAAUAAAAAUAUACUUUUGAUGCCUAUGAAAGAAACCGGUUUUUAAAUUCCAUUUGGCCUUUUCCCAGUGAAAUUUGGAAGAAAGGUAUUUUCAAUCCAAGACGAUAUAUAGCUAAACCCAAAGGGUGAGUGAUUCUGGAGUCAAAAAGUAACGGAGCGUAUCAAAGUGAGAAGAUCCUGGACGUUCGUGACCUGACAGCUCUGGCACCGCAUGUGUGAGUUCAGAUGAAACACUCACUCUCUCUGAACUCAUGCGUCAGUUUCCUCACAGAGUUGAUAUAGUAGUUACAUAACUGUGUGUGUGUGUGUGUGUUUCAGACUGUGAAACGCUGCAUAAAUUUUGUUGAACUCUUUACCUUUAGUCUUCAUCAAGGCACGGAUCGAUGGACUUAAUGGCAAAUUGUAAACUCAGUACAAUUUAUAAUCCUAUGUAUUAAAUGAUUAUAAAAAGACA
Molecule: messenger RNA, 2893 nt
Organism: Phacochoerus africanus (Common warthog)
Lineage: Eukaryota; Metazoa; Chordata; Mammalia; Artiodactyla; Suidae
Gene: NARS2
Product: asparaginyl-tRNA synthetase 2, mitochondrial
Exons: 14
Coding region: 332-1765 (477 amino acids)
Biological process (GO): asparaginyl-tRNA aminoacylation
Cellular component (GO): mitochondrion
Molecular function (GO): asparagine-tRNA ligase activity; nucleic acid binding; ATP binding
Source: RefSeq, a predicted model, not a curated record